Penicillium macrosclerotiorum is the source of this 795-nucleotide messenger RNA. RefSeq lists its product as uncharacterized. The record is from RefSeq and is a predicted model, not a curated record. The transcript has 2 exons. The coding region runs from base 1 to 795 and encodes 264 amino acids. NCBI's taxonomy places the organism in Eukaryota, Fungi, Ascomycota, Eurotiomycetes, Eurotiales, Aspergillaceae.
AUGCAGCUCAAGGUCCGACAACGGCGCAGCCUGAUUCGAAAGAUCUUGCGAAUGUUCCACGUGCCUUCUCUACAGUCGAAAUCAUCAAGUAUCAUUACAUUAACCAACAAAAAGCAGGUGUCGGUAGCAUCUGAUUUCAAGAACGACAACUUCAAGUCCCAAGGACACAAUGACAAUAUUUUCACCACUGAAUAUGUGGACAUGUCUCCCAGAUAUAGCUCCGAUACAAGCCCUGUACGAAUUGCACCAUCCCGCAGGGAGCUAGAGGAACGCAUCGUGCAACUUUGGAAAAAAGUAUGGUUUGGAUUAUAUGAAAUAGAGGACAGCGAACAGCGUCUUCAUAUAUCUCGAUUGCAAGCGCUCUAUUUUGGAGCGGGAUUCACUGCCUAUUUAGGCAGACUUGAAAUUUUGCGUCGACAAAGUUAUAGGGGUAUCAGCGCUAAUGAAGGAAUUCUCUCGCUGAAAGUGUUCGACGGUUUAUCUGUUGCGACGCUGGAGUCCGUACUCGAGAUUUUGAGAGCCUACGAAAAUGAAAUCCCAAAUCUGGACCGCCUAUACGCAAUUCUCAGAAGAGGUCAAAGACCAAUCCAUCGAUCUAAAUUACCCGCGCCAACAGAAGGACUACGUCGAGAGUAUCUGGCAGUGGCAGAGCCCAUGGAAAAGAGGAUCAAACAGUAUGAUAUUUGGAUGAAUGUCUUGAAUCAUGAUAUACGGGACGAGGCGAUGAUAAUGAGUGACCUGAACUCUCGACCGAGAGGAGGAUUUGUUUAUUACAUGGCAUUCCCAGGUCGUUAA